CGCGGGGGCUUCUAAGCCAGAAAGUCUCCGGAGCUUGCGCUAAGCUAUUUGCGGCGCCCCCCCACUUAAACGCAGGUCUCAGAAACGGGCGGGGGGAAAAGGCGUCGUUCCUGGAGCUGAGACCAGGCUGCCGGAGUCCUCAGGGAUGAACCUCGAGUUGCUGGAGUCCUUUGGGCAGAAUUAUCCGGAGGAAGCCGAUGGAACCUUGGAUUGUAUCAGCAUGGCCCUGACUUGCACCUUUAACAGGUGGGGCACACUGCUUGCGGUUGGCUGUAACGAUGGCCGAAUUGUCAUCUGGGAUUUCUUGACAAGAGGCAUUGCUAAAAUAAUUAGCGCGCACAUCCAUCCCGUUUGUUCUUUAUGCUGGAGUCGAGACGGCCAUAAGCUCGUGAGCGCUUCCACGGACAACAUAGUGUCGCAGUGGGACGUUCUUUCUGGCGACUGCGACCAGAGGUUUCGGUUCCCCUCACCCAUCCUGAAAGUCCAGUACCAUCCGCGAGAUCAGAACAAGGUUCUCGUGUGUCCCAUGAAAUCUGCUCCUGUCAUGUUGACCCUUUCAGAUUCCAAGCAUGUUGUUCUGCCGGUAGACGAUGACUCCGAUUUGAACGUGGUUGCAUCUUUUGAUAGGCGAGGGGAAUAUAUCUAUACGGGAAAUGCAAAAGGCAAGAUUUUGGUCCUAAAAACAGAUUCUCAGGAUCUUGUUGCUUCCUUCAGAGUAACAACUGGAACAAGCAAUACCACAGCGAUUAAGUCCAUAGAGUUUGCCCGGAAGGGGAGUUGCUUUUUAAUUAACACAGCAGAUCGGAUAAUCCGAGUUUAUGAUGGCAGAGAAAUCUUAACUUGUGGAAGAGAUGGAGAGCCCGAGCCCAUGCAGAAGUUGCAGGACUUGGUAAAUAGGACCCCAUGGAAGAAAUGUUGUUUCUCUGGGGAUGGAGAGUACAUAGUGGCUGGCUCGGCCCGGCAGCAUGCCUUGUACAUCUGGGAGAAAAGCAUUGGCAACCUGGUGAAGAUCCUCCACGGGACAAGAGGAGAGCUCCUCUUGGAUGUGGCUUGGCAUCCUGUUCGACCCAUCAUAGCAUCCAUUUCAAGUGGAGUGGUAUCUAUCUGGGCACAAAACCAAGUAGAAAACUGGAGUGCCUUUGCCCCAGACUUCAAGGAGUUGGAUGAAAAUGUGGAAUAUGAGGAAAGGGAAUCUGAGUUUGAUAUUGAAGAUGAAGAUAAGAGUGAGCCUGAGCAGACAGGGGCUGACGCUGCUGAGGACGAGGAGGUCGAUGUCACCAGUGUGGACCCGAUUGCUGCCUUCUGUAGCAGUGAUGAAGAGCUGGAAGAUUCAAAGGCUCUAUUAUAUUUACCCAUUGCCCCUGAGGUAGAAGAUCCAGAAGAAAAUCCUUACGGCCCCCCACCGGAUGCGGUCCAAACCUCCCUGAUGGAUGAAGGGGCUAGUUCAGAGAAGAAGAGGCAGUCUUCAGCAGACGGGUCCCAGCCACCGAAGAAGAAACCCAAAACAACCAAUAUAGAACUUCAAGGAGUACCUAAUGAUGAAGUCCAUCCACUACUGGGUGUGAAGGGGGAUGGCAAAUCCAAGAAGAAGCAAGCAGGCCGGCCUAAAGGAUCAAAAGGUAAAGAGAAAGAUUCUCCAUUUAAACCGAAACUCUACAAAGGGGACAGAGGUUUACCUCUGGAAGGAUCAGCGAAGGGUAAAGUGCAGGCGGAGCUCAGCCAGCCGUUGGCAGCAGGGGGAGCGAUCUCAGAACUGUUAUGAAGACGCUUGAAGUGCUUCGUUCUUCCCCACUUUGCCAUCAUGUGGCCUCUGGACACUGUGGUCAGUCAUUUGAGAUUGACUUUAAUUUAAAACAAAGGCCUCUGCCUCCAACCCAGGAGGUGCAAGGAGGGACUCAUAUAUUUGAAUGAAGAAGUGAAUUAUGGAAGAAGAGGACGCGGCCCUCCCCUUCAAGCUUAAGUCCACAUAGGCUCUCAGGAAUGAGGAUUUGUGAAGACGGCACCAGGAGUUUGGACUCAUUCACACUUCAAUGCUUAGUUAUGUUGCUGGAGAAAAGAGACCAGUUUUGCUCCUCUAACUCUUGUGCCCAGGAUCAUUCUGACCUGACAUUUCCUAUCCUAUUUGCCUUCCAUCCUCCGUGCAUGUCCUCAAGUGACUAAUUCUCGUCUGAAGUUUUGCUGCCGGUAUCCUAGAGAAACUUCUGUUGCAUAUUGUGUCUUCCAUUUUUGAACUUCACUCUCUCACCAGAUGCCCUCCUGCAUUUCCCUGCUGUGUCCGGAGGCUGGGCAGAAAGGAAAGUGCUUGAAAGCUUUCAGGGUUUUGGAAAGGGAAGAAAGAUGAGGAAAAACCCCCUCUUCUUAACAUAACCCCAUUUUGCUCAAGAAGUUGGGCUGUAAGAGGGUUGAGGUUUUUCUCUGUUUUCCUUUCCUGGCGUGUUUUGCUCCGGUAGUAGUUCAUGCUCAGUAAUCAUGGUUUCCGAAGAGCGCUGGUUUCGUCCAUCUGCAGCAAGGAAUCAUCAGUAGUUCAUGUGGCUUCACCUGUGCUGGCGUCCAGAGAGGGAGACAACUUGAGGUGUCUCUCCACAAGCUGCUUUUUUAUUGGGGCGGGGGAAAUCUCCACGAGGACGGAAGUCAAACCAUCCAGAAUCAAAGCAGCAGCAACACAGUUCAAAUCAAAGAUCAAGGAAAAAUUGUUUUUUAUCAUUGCGUGUGGAUCUCUGUCCCUUCCUU
Mustela lutreola (European mink) is the source of this 2730-nucleotide messenger RNA. It is a transcript of the gene RBBP5, whose product is annotated as RB binding protein 5, histone lysine methyltransferase complex subunit. Gene Ontology annotation, cellular component: Set1C/COMPASS complex. The coding region runs from base 146 to 1762 and encodes 538 amino acids. The record is from RefSeq and is a predicted model, not a curated record. The transcript has 14 exons. Lineage: Eukaryota; Metazoa; Chordata; Mammalia; Carnivora; Mustelidae. Gene Ontology annotation, molecular function: protein binding.